Molecule: messenger RNA, 672 nt
Organism: Pseudogymnoascus destructans
Lineage: Eukaryota; Fungi; Ascomycota; Leotiomycetes; Thelebolales; Thelebolaceae
Product: FKBP12-associated protein
Exons: 1
Coding region: 1-672 (223 amino acids)
Source: RefSeq, a predicted model, not a curated record
AUGAAGACACUCAGCCAGUGCCUCAAGCUUCGCCCCGUGGUCGAGGCGCCCAAGAACGCCCCAGCAACCACGGGUGUUCCGUUCAAUGCGCUGCUACUCGCCAAUCCACGCUUCGCACUCACCCUCGAUGAGCUCCGCACUGCUGUUGCAUCCGAUCCGGCAACCGCGCAGAUCGCGGGGUGGAAAAUAGAGUUUCUCCCUAGUGAGGAGAUCGUGGUACGCGCGAGUCUCGCAGAUGGCGUCGACGAGGCAACCCUGCUGCGCCUCAAGCCUGCACUUAUCAAGGUGGUGCUCGAGAAGAAGCUGGCGGGAGCUGUCGCGCUCUGCGCUGUGGAUGCGAGCUUGAAUGUUUCACGGAGAGAGGACACCGGCUCUGCGGGAGGGUGGAGCCAGGUUGUCAAGGGUGCGCCUGUGAAGAAGAGAGUCAUCGACGAGUGGGCUGCCAGUGGCAAGAAUUCGUUUACGGUUCUUGGGAGCAAAGCGGCGGGGAAGAAGAAGGAGAAGUGGAAUGUAAAGGAGAGAGAGAGGCAGGAGAGCGUUGUGGAGAAUUGGGAGGAUGCGGUUGGAGCGUGGGAGGAGAGUGCCGAGGGGGCAACGGCUGCGGCGGUUGCUGGUGAAGUCGAUGAAAGUGAGUGUGAGUGUAGCAGAAGAAGUGCCGGCACCAGCCUGUGA